This is a messenger RNA of Vidua chalybeata, 3150 nucleotides long. RefSeq names its product collectin subfamily member 12 (gene COLEC12). The transcript has 10 exons. The record is from RefSeq and is a predicted model, not a curated record. The coding region runs from base 141 to 2378 and encodes 745 amino acids. Lineage: Eukaryota; Metazoa; Chordata; Aves; Passeriformes; Viduidae. Gene Ontology annotation, molecular function: low-density lipoprotein particle binding; pattern recognition receptor activity.
GGCAGCGGCCGGGGCUGCGCAGCAGGGCCCGCGGCGGGGGCAUGGCCCGGCAGUAGGCAGGGAGCGCUCCGCCGCCCGCCGCUCCCGGCGGCAGCCCCGCCGCGCCCCGUCCGUCCUAUGUGAGCCGCCCCGGCGCCAAGAUGAAAGACGACUUUGCAGAGGAGGAGGAGGUGCAGUCCUUCGGCUACAAGAGGUUUGGUAUUCAGGAGGGGAGCCAAUGUACCAAGUGUAAAAAUAACUGGGCACUGAAGUUCUCCAUCAUCUUAUUAUACAUUUUAUGUGCCCUGUUAACAAUCACAGUAGCCAUUCUGGGAUACAAAGUUGUAGAAAAAAUGGACAAUGUGACAGGUGGCCUGGAAACAUCCCACAGAAGAUACACAGAAAAGCUCACAGAAGUGGAGAGUGAUCUGAAGAAAUUAGAUGACCAAGCUGGACAAAAAGCCUUGAAUACUAACACUGAACUGUCCAGCUUCAGAUCUGACAUUCUGGCUCUUCGUCAGCAGCUUCAUGACAUUGCAGAGAAAACUAGCAGAAACAAAGACACACUGGAGAAGCUGCAAGAGACUGGAAAUUUAUUAGAUGAUAGACAGAACCAAAUGAAAAGUGCCUUAGAUAGUAACUCUUUCAUGAUCAUCAGUGUCAAUAAGACUCUCCAGGCAUAUACUGGCUAUAUCAACAAUCUCCAACAAGACACAAGUAAUAUACAAGCAAAUCUGCAAAGCCAAGAGCAUUCUCAUAACGUGGUCAUCAUGAGCCUUAACAACUUAAACCUGACUCAAAUACAGCAAAGAAAUCUUAUCAGUGUCUUACAGAAGUCAAUGGAAGAUACAAGCUCGGCUAUUAUAAGAAUCAAGAAUGACUUUCAAAAUCUGCAGCAGGUUGUCCUUCAGGCCCGGAAGGAUACUGACUGGCUUAAGGAGAAAGUACACAAUUUACAGGCUUUGGCUGCCAACAAUUCAGCAAUGGCAAAAGCCAACAAUGAUACACUUGAAGACAUGAACAAUCAGCUCAGCUCCUUCAGUGGGCAGAUGGAGAAUAUCACCACAAUUGCCCAAGCCAAUGAACAAAGUCUAAAAGAUCUCCAGGAACAGCAUAAAGGAGAUGAAAACAGAACUGCUGCCAAAUUCAGCCAUCUAGAAGAAAGGCUCCAGGUCUUUGAAACCGAUAUAGUCAAUAUCAUCAGCAACAUCAGCUACACUGCUCAUCACCUACGGACACUGACGAGCAAUCUCAAUGAGAUCAGGACAACUUGUACGGACACCUUAAGUAAACACUCAGAUGAGCUGAUUUUUUUGAACAGCACGCUAGCCAAUAUUCGCAUAGACUCUGCAUCUCUCAAAGUGCAACAGGAUUUGAUGAGGUCAAGAUUAGAUGUUGAAGUUGCCAAUUUGUCAGUAAUCAUGGAAGAAAUGAAGCUGGUGGAUUCCAAACAUGGCCAGCUCAUCAAGAACUUCACUAUCCUACAAGGCCCUCCUGGUCCAAGGGGACCUAAAGGUGACAGAGGCCCUCAAGGUCCUCUUGGCCCCGCUGGCCUAAAAGGACAAAAAGGAGAGAAAGGAGAGCCCGGACCACCAGGACCUGCAGGGGAGAAGGGCCCACCUGGGCCAGCCGGGCCACCAGGAGAAAAAGGUGGGAAAGGCUCAAGAGGAUCGCCUGGCUCCAAAGGUCAGAGAGGUUCUCCGGGCAAGACAGGUCUGCCUGGACCAAAUGGAGACCCAGGGCCACCAGGGCCACCAGGCAAGGAUGGUCCACCAGGGCCUCAAGGCCCACCUGGAUUUCAAGGCCUACAAGGAACUGUGGGAAGCCCAGGGUUACCAGGACCACGAGGAAUAACUGGACUCCCUGGAGUCCCUGGGCUGCCGGGUCCAAAGGGCCCGCCUGGCCCACCGGGCCCACCGGGGCCGCCAGGUCCAGGGAUGCCAAUGGCACUACAGAGUGAACCUACGCCCGUACCCGAGGCUAAUGGUUGUUCUCCCCAUUGGAAGAACUACACGGAAAAGUGCUACUACUUUUCAAUUGAAAGAGAAAUUUUUGAAGAGGCAAAGUUAUUCUGUGAAGAGAAAGCAUCGCGCUUGGUUAUCAUCAACAACAAAGAGGAGCAGCAAUGGAUAAAAAGACAGAUUUUUGGGAAAGGCAGCUUCUGGAUUGGACUAACAGAUUCAGAGAAGGAAAAUGAAUGGAGAUGGUUGGAUGGAUCCUUACCAGUUUACACAAACUGGAAAACUGGGCAGCCUGAUAACUGGGAUCACGGGCAUGGGCCAGGGGAAGAUUGCGCUGGGUUGAUCUAUGCUGGGCUCUGGAAUGACUUCUACUGUGAAGAUGUUAACAAUUUCAUUUGUGAAAAAGACAUGGACAAAGGGCAAAUUCUUGGAGUGUAAUAGGCUAUAACUUUACAGAUACCUUCAUAUUAAGGAAAUUUAUGUCAAGAAGAAGAAAAUCCUGGGAAAGAGCAACACUGACUUCCAAAAUUGAAAAAAAUAUGAAAACAGAAAAAAGCAAGCACUGAAAACUGAUUUAAAAGCAUCAAGGAAUUCAGCAAUAAUUCUUCUCCAGCAUCCUGUAAUUAUUUAAGGCCUUUCGACCCUCAGCGUCAAGAAAUACUGUUGGACUAAUUCUGUUUUAGAUUUUCUUCCCAACCAGUAACCACAUCCAUAAGCAGCUUAUGUCUUCUGAGGAAAGACAUUCUAUCAAUCUGAGUAAGACUGUUGGUCACUCAUAUAGAAAAACAUAUAAAGCAACUGUGUAAACAGUUGCUUAAUUUGCUAAAAUCCCAAAUGUAGGAAAAAUUAUACAGAUACACGAAUAUAUAGAUUUUAUAUAAAUAUAUAUAUAUAGUCCAACUCUUAUCAAUAAUAUGGAAUAUACUUUUAAGAGCUUUUAAAACUUUGUAUUUUUGUACAAAAUAUUUGCUUUUUACAAUUGUUCUCUUUUUUACUGACUUUUUUUACAAAUAUAGUGCACAGGGGCCAAAGAAAACAAUAAAGGUACUAAUAAUUCAUUAAGGUUUGCUGUCAGGCCUAGCUCAGCUAUAGGGAAAUAUUUUUCCAGUUAGAAAUAUUUUUACUUUCCCAGAUGAUUUGUUCUGGUUAAAUAACUUCUAAAGCAGAAUUUAGAUAGUGUUUUCCUUACUGUAUGCAGUCUAGUCUGCAU